GUGAACCACAACGAAUGAAGGACGUCAAUAUAAAUAUAAGCGUCAAAUUCGCACAGCCGAAGCUUGACGAUAAAGGAGAAGCUUAUCCUACGAUAAAUCUAAACGAGGAUUCUCUAGAACCGAAUAUCAAUAUUGCCUUAGAUUUACCAGAGGAGCAGCAUAUCACAGGAGCUAGUGUUACACCGACGCGCAUAGUACAUUUGGAUAAAGAUGAUGAUGACACUAUUCCAUUCCCAGCUGCUCUCAUACCUAACAGUGAUAGAAGCAAUCGUACACUCCAAUACAACAGACACAGCUUCAAAUCGGAUAAUUUUAGGAAAAAAACUGCUCCAGCAUCAAGUAAAGUCAUACGCGGUUAUAAUGGUCGUUGGAUAAAGGUUCCUAUCAACGAGAGUCAAGCUGAUACAAGCCCUGAGAGGAUGGAUAUGGAUUAUGUAUCCAGAGAAGGUAGCUCAACGCCAGUCUCAGAGCCCGAAACGGAGUUAUUGUCUCAGAAACCAAACAAGGAGAAGGGUAAAAUGGUACAUAGUGAACCACUUGGUAGCCCAUAUGUUGAAAGUACAAGUACCAUGCGGUCGCUCAGUACAAAUUCUAACAUACCCGCGAAUCGAGAGGAUGGUUAUAGGCAUGAUGGUUCAGUACUUUUCCAAAAACCAGCGGUGAAGCAACCAGAAGGAUCUAUAGCGAAUACCAUUAGCCAUCAAGAGGAUCCUUCAAUUCUAGAACGGAACCGGCGAUCUAGUACUUCUCACUAUACCAAAUCAAAAGUUGAUAAGGAACCACACCUCGAGAGGGCUGAAGAGAUGCGCUUGGGUGCUGCUGGGAACGCGGGCGACACACAACUCGGACAGGAGGUCGAGGGAGCUGACGAAUCCCAGGUUGUAGAGAGACCACACAGAGUUCUCAGAAAACGUAAUAAAAGCAGCAUAACUCAACUCGAACAGGAGUCUGAUGAAGAUGAUGAAACUACUCAAAAUUUCCAGGAAAACUCACGCAAAGUUAGUAAAAAUCGUAAUGGCGGCAACUCGAAAUCUAGUCCUCCGACUGGCGGUACACCUGCAUUUGAAAGAAUAACAUUGAAAUUGCCAGCACGUCCGAAAAACGGACAGCCUAGUGAGCCUAUCAGGAUUAUCAAGACGGCUGUCUCGCCUCCGAAACGGACUGAGGCGCGACAACAACGGUGGUACAGAGCACCACGUCGUCACUCCCUGAAAGACGAUUCAGAAAAGGAGCAACAGGGAGAGGUUCACUCAAUCUCCCUAGAUAAUAGUCCAUUGAAAGAGCAGAAAUCUGAGCAGGAGCCUUCUACUCCUAAGGUAACUUAUGAACCUGAAAUUAAUGAUAUAGCAAAGCAGCUCGAGAAACCAGAUCAAUCGCAAAGUCAACCACCUCAAGAAAAACCAACAUCACAACCACUCUCACGAAUCUCCUCAACUCCUGUACCUCAACGAGAAAGUGAAAGGCUGUCGAAAAGGUACAAAAAAGAACAUGAUAGUAAAGAUUCCGACCAAUCUGGACAGGUUAUACUUCAAUUCAAGAACAUUAUAGCAGAGUCUAAUGAUAACCACCAACCGAAAAGAAAACCACAAGAAAGGAGAAACGAACGUCAACAAGCUGAAGACUCACGUAAUCUCCUAAAUGAAGCUAAGGAGCUCAAAUUGAUAUUUGAUACUCCAACACCAAAGACACCUUUAGAAGAUAUUGGAAAAUUACAACCUAGACCUGAGCCAACAAGUAAAGCAGUUAAUGGUUAUGAUUUAGGUAUUUACGGUAGAAAAAAUAUCAUUCCACCGAGAUAUGAUGAUGUACCAUCGAAUGAUUUUGCUGAUCAACUCAAACGAAGGGUUAAUGACAUAAAACUAUUCAGCAAAGGUUUCAUUAAACAAGCAGUCGAUAAUCCAGUCAUUGCUCAGGAUACCCUUAUAUUUGAAGAUGGUAUUUCUCUUCAAGGUCUCUUCAUGAACACAAUGAUUAUACCGGUAUUUCGAGCCUUCUGCGGAGAUGACGUUACGUUUGAAUCUUUACACCACAGAAGAUUGUUGGUGGUAAUCACUGAUAACUGUAUGGUUCUAUUGGACUAUUAUAACUUUUCAGGCUAUGAAAGUGCGAAAUGUUUCAGAGCUAUCCCAUUUUAUUUGAUCACCGAUGUUAUGGUACAUGAAAAUCCUCAAGAUUUACCGUUCAUUGCAUUCAAACUUGAUCAUAGAGAUCCAUUCGUUCUGAAUUUCUUUGAGGGUAAAGCUGAGUAUAAUCCUGAAGAUGACUAUAUAUAUCUUUUCUUAGACAACCGAAAUGAAAGAUUUCAUCAUAUACCCUUCAAUUAUUGGCUAGAUAAAUUAAAGUACACAAUGGAUAUAAAGAAAAAGCCAAUUCAUCAAUUGCCACUUAUUGAAACAGUUGGGUAUUAUGGUAAAUUCCAAGAAGGAAAACUCAAGCAAGCAAUUUUCAGAAUCAAAACAGAGGAGAUAAACAGAAUGUAUUUAGGUGCAAAGUAUAAACCAAUAGAUGGAAGGAAACCAAAAGGUGAAAAGCAUGUCGUGCUUUCUAAGACACCUAAACGCCGUUACAAGAAUAAUGAUCAUUACGUUAGCAUUUACUCUGAAAACUCACUACAUCCAAAUAAGAAACAGCUUAGAUCAUCUACAGGCUCAAUACCUCCUAGCUUUUUACCUGCACAAAUGCACGAACACUUACCAGAAAACAGAAGAAGUACAAUUAAUUUAACAGAUAGUCAUGAUUUAAACAUUCCAUCGUCAACGUCAAAAGAAGUUAUUGAAGUUAGUGAUUCAAAUUCAGAAUCCCAUGUUGACGAACCUAUGAAUGAUGAUCAAAUUAAUUGACAAGACCUACCCAGUUGAAAAGGAAGAGUAUAAUGCAAAAAUCCUACAAUUUUUCUUUUAGUUGUAUUC
Wallemia mellicola CBS 633.66 is the source of this 2909-nucleotide messenger RNA. RefSeq lists its product as hypothetical. The transcript is spliced from 4 exons. NCBI's taxonomy places the organism in Eukaryota, Fungi, Basidiomycota, Wallemiomycetes, Wallemiales, Wallemiaceae. Bases 15 to 2840 code for a protein of 941 amino acids. The record is from RefSeq and is a predicted model, not a curated record.